Molecule: messenger RNA, 393 nt
Organism: Eimeria mitis
Lineage: Eukaryota; Apicomplexa; Conoidasida; Eucoccidiorida; Eimeriidae
Exons: 2
Coding region: 1-393 (130 amino acids)
Source: RefSeq, a predicted model, not a curated record
AUGGCCGCGUUGGUGCGUGCAUUCCGGACCUCCCUGCGAAGUGUUGUACAAAGGCAGUCACAGGGGAACUCUAGUCCCCCUUGCAAUUCGCUUCCUUCUGCAUCGACAAAAGGGUCUGAGCUACCUGGCGGAGUGGAGAGUGCUGCUGAGGGAAAUGUUGAACGUUUGGCCGGCCACGCCGCCGCGGUCGCACGAGAGAACCCAGUGGCUCUGGCGCAGCUGACUGCAUAUCUACACGUAAUCGACAGUGUCGACUCGCUGUACCAGAAGUACGGAGUGUCCGAGCAGAAGGAUAGAGAUGAUUCGAUUAAAAGGGCAGCUAAGCUCGUCGGUCUUCGUCUGCCCAGUGCCCCGACUGGCAGGCCAGAGGGAGCAGGCUCAGGUGGCUCGUGA